Molecule: messenger RNA, 1528 nt
Organism: Etheostoma cragini (Arkansas darter)
Lineage: Eukaryota; Metazoa; Chordata; Actinopteri; Perciformes; Percidae
Product: zinc finger protein 484
Exons: 4
Coding region: 50-1372 (440 amino acids)
Biological process (GO): regulation of transcription by RNA polymerase II
Molecular function (GO): DNA-binding transcription factor activity; RNA polymerase II cis-regulatory region sequence-specific DNA binding
Source: RefSeq, a predicted model, not a curated record
UUGUUACUUUAGCUGGUGAAGAAGGUUGUUUUUACAGCCAGCUUCAGCAAUGGCGAGCCGCCUCUCUUUUUACACACAGCUCUCCGCCAUCAUGGAGACGAUGGCCAGGUCUGCCCUUAGUCAAGUCUGCAAGCUGGUGGAUGAAGACUCGGCUAAGCUCCGGCUAGGCUUGUCUCAGCUCCUGGUUGCUAAUUCCGCGCUGGCGGAGAAAGUAAACAGUCUGGAGUGCGAACUGACGAUUGUGAAAAGCGACUCUCCCAGGUUGUGUAAAAGUUAUCGCAGCGUAGGUGUACAAGCUGUCUGCCACAGAGACGCGGGGGACGCUCAUGUGUCUGGGUCACCCACCAUAGAGGGGAUCUUUGGAAAAGAUUGGUGUAUGAAUCUCUGGAAAGACCGAGACCCAUACAGUGUGGAGAGAGACCCACCACAGUCCUCCGAGGAAUCUCUGACAAUGCUGUCCAAUCAAUUUACUGUAACUGAGAUCAAACAGGAGGAUUAUGUGGAGGACACUGCCAACAGCUGCCUGCAGGAAACAAUUAGUACAGAAGAACAUGAAGACAGCAUAGCUGAGGAACCAGAGCAACUGUCGGCCAGUAACUCAGGAAGCAUUUGCAGCCGGUCAUUUUAUCAGGAUGGAGAACAGGUUGUGUGUGCAGGUGGUAUUGAAGAACAGACCAUACAGUUGAUAUCCAUCGAUGACACAGAGGAGGCCUUCAGCACUCAUAUCAUUCCAAUUGAAGAGGAGGAGGAGGAGGAGGAGGGUGAUGAUAAUGAUUUACAAUUUGUUGAAGAAAGUCAACAAAAGCCAACAAUGAAUGCUCCAGAUGGGCAGAGCCACAACAAUCAGCACACAUUAGCUGCAAACAUCUCUGAAAACAGCACUAAUCUGGAUAAAGAUUUGCAUGAUGACUUUUAUAUAUAUAACGCAGAAACCACCAGAGAUCCAGACAAAUUCACAUGUCGGAUAUGUGGCAGGACAUUCUUCCACAAGGGCACUCUAACACUGCACAUGAAGUCCCACAAGUCCAACUUUUGCAGCAUUUGUAAGCAGCAUUUCCCUCACAGGAACAAGUUCAAAAAGGUGCACACCUGCGUGCCUCCAGUUGCCUCUCAGAGAGUAAGUAGAUCAUGCGAGCUGUGCGGGAAGACCUUUGCAAACCCAUCAGCUCUGAGGAUUCACUAUGUUGUCCACACAGGAGAGAAACCGUACAGGUGCAGCUUUUGUGGUAAAGGGUUCACCCAGAAAGGCAAUCUGAAAUGUCACCUUCGUAUCCAUACCGGAGAGAGACCAUUCUGCUGUGUUAAAUGUGGGAAGACAUUCACGCAAAAGAUCAACCUCAGCCAUCAUUUAAUGACACACACAAAUCCUUAAGUUUUGACAGCUAGGAGACAUUUUAAAGGCUUUUAAGCCGGACUGAUUGUGGUGCAAGAAAAGAAGGAAUGCAUUCUCUACUACUUCUCCCAUUAGCGUUAGGAAAGUUAUGUCAUGUUUGUGAUGACUUGUAGUCUGUACUGUACUGCUUAAGUG